This is a messenger RNA of Leptopilina boulardi, 3024 nucleotides long. RefSeq lists its product as uncharacterized. Gene Ontology annotation, molecular function: nucleic acid binding. The transcript has 2 exons. NCBI's taxonomy places the organism in Eukaryota, Metazoa, Arthropoda, Insecta, Hymenoptera, Figitidae. The record is from RefSeq and is a predicted model, not a curated record. Gene Ontology annotation, biological process: DNA integration. Bases 1 to 3024 code for a protein of 1007 amino acids.
AUGGUCCGUCUCCCCAUCAAGUGUCAACCUCCAGAGGCUGCAGCUGAAACCAGAAGACUAGCUGCAAGCAGCCUAAUUGGAACAGAGCGUCGAUUUAAGCAAGAUAUCAAGUUAUCCGAAGCCUACUGCGAGUUCAUGGAUAAAUACGAAUCAGACGGUCACAUGAAGAGAGUGCCAGAGGAGGAAUUGAACAACCCAAAGGCUUGGUACAUACCACACCACGCAGUAGUCCAACAAACAAAUAACUUGGAUUGGAAAUUACGAGUGGUGUUUAACGCAUCAAGGUUAACCUCUCAGAAAAAAUGCCUUAAUGACUUCCUGCAUGCUGGACCUGCUCUACAGAACGACAUUGGCCUCAUACUAUUAAACUUGCGCAGACACAGAGUCGUUUUCACCGCGGACAUAGUAAAAAUGUUCCGCCAGAUCCUCGUUCAUCCGGAAGACCGCGAUCUACAACGAAUUCUUUGGCGAUCAACUCCGGAGAAACCCAUCGAAGAAUAUCGGCUCUGCACCGUCACAUAUGGCACGGCGUGCGCGCCAUAUCUCGCCAUCCGCACCUUGCAACAACUUUCGAUCGAUGAAGGAGCUCAAUUUCCACUUGGAGCGGACUGUUUGCUAGAUAACACCUAUGUCGACGAUAUCUUCGACGGCGAUGAUGACGUCCUACACGCUGAGAAGAAACGAGAUCAAGUGAUAGAUCUCUGUGCGAAGGGGAACCUUAAGUUAGAUAAAUGGGCAGUAAACCACCCCGACCUACAUCCUUCAUCUUGCGCACCACCAUCCUCGGAGAUCAUCGACAAAAACACAGUUUUUAAGACUCUGGGGAUACUUUGGGAUUCAAGAGUCGACUACUUUGCUUUCAACAAUCCCCAAAAAACACACAUCUCGGAGGAUGCAACAAAAAGAAUUAUUUCCUCUACCAUUGCCAAGCUGUACGACCCUUUGGGCUGGCUCGCACCUAUCACAGUGGUCGCCAAGAUCAUGCUCCAAGAUAUCUGGAUACUCAGAAUUGACUGGGAUGUUGAACUCCCUACUGAAGUGCAAGAGCGCUGGACGCAGUACUAUCAAUCCCUAGCUGGAUUAUCAGGUAUCCAGAUACCACGCUGGCUGGGAAGCUUUUCGAAUUCGCUGAUCGAACUCCAUGGCUUCUCAGAUGCUUCCACUCGAGCCUACGCCGCAGCGGUCUACGUGCGAGUUCUUAAAUACAAAGAGGACGCUCAAGUUACACUUCUUGCAGCGAAGUCCAAAGUCGCUCCUAUUAAGACUGCAACAAUACCGAAGCUAGAACUCUGUGAAGCUGCUCUCCUAACUGAACUGCCUUCGGUGAAAUGGAGACACGUGCCUAGCCAAGAAAAUCCGGCUGACCUAGCGACACGAGGUCUUCAACCAGAGACCCUGCAAGAAAAUAAUCUUUGGUGGCAUGGUCCACAAUGGCUGUCCCUAUCACCGGUUAAUUGGCCUUCUCAAUCCCAAGGUCACGAUACCAAUAGCGAGGAAGUGCAAGCGUUCCUUACUGUCGAAGCUGAAGUCAACAAUGAGAUUCUUUCGAGAUUCUCCUCUCUGCAACGACUUAUUAGAGUUGUAGCAUUCUGCCUGAGAGUGUUCCAGAACUUUAGAGCAAAAGGCUCUGGAAACUCUUUCAAGGAUACGGCCCUUUCCUUGACCGAGAUAGAAUCUGCCAGAUCGACGGUCUUAGCGAUAGCGCAGAGGAAGACAUUCUCUGAGGAGAUAGAUUCUCUGAAAAACGGGAGAAACAUUCCCAAACAUAGUAAACUCCGCAAUCUCAACCCCUUUUUGGACAAAGCAGGAAUCCUCCGAGUUGGUGGACGUUUGAAACACUCUUCUCUAGUCUUCUCCUCGAAGCAUCCACCGAUUCUCCCAAAAGAUUCACCACUGACCCCCUUGUACGUGAACUUAGCGCACAAGGUCUCGUGUCAUGGAGGGCCAAAGCUAACCCUCAGCAUCCUUCGAAACUUAGUGUGGAUUGUUGGUGCAGCUUCACUAGUGAGAAAACUGGUACGCACGUGCGUGCCCUGCCACCGAAUUAAACCUCGCUUCCCGACGCAGCUCAUGGGUGAUCUGCCACCUGCAAGGAUCGAACCGGCUCGUCCAUUUACAAACUGCGGCCUUGACUAUGCCGGACCCUUUCAACUGCGGGCCACCAAAGGCCGUGGAUUCAAAUCCUACAAAGGAUACAUUGUAGUCUUCGUUUGCUUCGCUACGAAGGCGAUCCACUUGGAAGCGGUGAGUGAUAUGACGACUUCAACCUUUCUAGCAGCUUAUCGCAGGUUUACAGGAAGAAGAGGUCUUUGUCGACGACUGUACAGCGACAACGGAACAACAUUUCAAGGGGCUGACAGAGAACUAAGAUCCAUGUUUAAAAGGGGAUCCACAUUCUACAUGGAAGCCGCAGCAGCCUUCGCGAACGACGGAGCGACAUGGAGCUUCAUCCCCCCAAACUCACCUCACUUCGGUGGACUCUGGGAGUCCGGAGUGAAAUCUGCAAAGCACCAUUUGGCUCGACUGAUGAUCUCCCGGACAUUUACGUUUGAAGAGUUUAGCACCCUUCUCACCGAAAUAGAAGCCUGCCUGAACUCAAGGCCUUUAUGUGCCAUGUCAACUGAUCCCGAGGAUCUUAACGCUCUAACCCCUGCACACUUUCUGAUCGGAAGUACAUUGGCAAUGAUCCCUAACGAAGAACCACCGAAAGUACCUGACAACCGAUUAAGCCGCUACGAACUUAUUCAAAAAAUAAGGAACAACUUUUGGAGAAAAUGGUCCCAGGAGUACUUACAGUCACUGCAAGUUAGAGGCAAAUGGCAGCAAUCUUCAGACAAUCUAAGUGUAGAUCAGUUAGUACUCAUCCAGGACAAUCGAUGUCCUCCCGCGAAGUGGCCUUUGGGAAGAGUGGUUGCGGUUCAUCCGGGAGCUGACGGGAAGGUCCGAGUGGCUACAGUGAAAACAAUUCACGGAACAUAUCGUCGCCCUAUCGUGCGACUUAGCCCAAUACCGCCACCUUUUUAG